AUGCCGACAUUCAACUCCAAGACCUAUGUCCGCCCAGGCCAUCGACCACCGGCCUCCGUCCGCCUCAAUAAACGCAUUUCACGCCAUCCAGUCGCCUUAUUCGGUGUUCCCUUCGUCUUGACAAUCCUGGGUGGUGCCUAUGUCCUUACUUCAUCACAGCAAGUUCGGUAUGAGCGCAAAGACAGCAAAGUGAAGCUUGUGUCUGAGGAAGAAGCCUUAGGUCUUGAACAUGGCAGACGGAAAGUCAGCGCAAAAGAUGAAUGGUACAGAUUACAAGCAAAAGGACUGGAUGACUUGGAUGAUUGGGAGAAUAAGCGUGUCGAGAGACUUCCUCAUGAGGCGGACAAUGUCCUUGCUGUGCAGGGUAAAUGA
Protomyces lactucae-debilis is the source of this 372-nucleotide messenger RNA. RefSeq names its product cytochrome c oxidase assembly protein COX16-domain-containing protein. Gene Ontology annotation, biological process: mitochondrial respiratory chain complex IV assembly. The transcript has a single exon. Gene Ontology annotation, cellular component: mitochondrial inner membrane. The record is from RefSeq and is a predicted model, not a curated record. NCBI's taxonomy places the organism in Eukaryota, Fungi, Ascomycota, Taphrinomycetes, Taphrinales, Protomycetaceae. The coding region runs from base 1 to 372 and encodes 123 amino acids.